AUGGCCGAUUCAUCGGAUACCGGAGCAAGCUCCUUGCAGGCCAUCAGUACCAAAGCACUGCUACAACAACUGCCAAUCGAAGAAGCAAAACAGAGCUUUGCUUCACUACCACCACUGGCCCAAGCAAACCUCUUCUCAGAUCUUCUCAGCCAGCAUCGCGAAUUGCAGCAGAAACAGGACGGCAUCCAGAAGUCCAUUGCCCGUAUACCGUCCGCAGACCGCCACGUCGCUUUCAUCCGUCAACGCUUUCUUACGGAGGGCACCGACUAUACCGACCACCCCUGCGAGCUCGCGGAGACCUUCUGUGAGAUCUGGCAGAUACGGGACGCACCUGCCGAGUAUGAUCCUGCCCGGCGUGGACCUGUCCAAGUCGAUCGGUCAGGCUAUGACCUUUUCCGCCUGAGUCAGAACGAGCCUUUUUGCUGGAUGUCCUCUCGCAAGCAAACCAAGCACGUGGAGCAAUCCGGGCAAUCUUGGGGCGAAUAUAUGCAGUCUUCGCUGUUCUCUAGCGCAAUCUCAAGCCAACUACUGCUUUACCGUCUGUGCGCUACCUUUGGUCCGUUGCCAACACAAUGUGAGGGAUCUGACUGGUACAAGUCGUGCUGGGAAAUUUACCUGGUCUACAAGAAAGAAAUAGAUGCGGGCGUGAGCACUGCUGGAAACGAUGACCAGGCUGUGCCUGCUUCUGAGCUCCGUCUCUGCGACAUCAAGGCUUCUGCUUACGCAUCCUUCUAUGGAUCCGAAGAAGCUGCAGAAAAGGCACUUGACUUGAUCAACUACCUGGUCGGUCCGAAGUGUGCGCAUACUUACGAUGGUUGUGUCGCUGGUUGCCAGGCUUGA
Molecule: messenger RNA, 840 nt
Organism: Cyphellophora attinorum
Lineage: Eukaryota; Fungi; Ascomycota; Eurotiomycetes; Chaetothyriales; Cyphellophoraceae
Exons: 1
Coding region: 1-840 (279 amino acids)
Source: RefSeq, a predicted model, not a curated record